UACACCCUCCAGCAGAUAAAGGACACUCAAAACAAGGGCCAGGGUGCUGUUAAUGAUAAGACCCUAGCAUUGGUAUUCAGAGGAGCACACUUAUCUCCCAUUCCCCUUCUCUCCUCACCCCUCCCCUCCUUCCAGAACCCCCUCCUUCCCCCACUGUGGAAGCACAUUUGGACAGAGGACCCAGGUCAGUACUCAAACAGCACCAGGCCUUAGCACUUGAUUCCAGGUAAAGGAGAGGCCACAACUGCAUCCUGUUACUAAACUGUGACGGUCAGGCAACUAGAUAGAGUCAACCAGCGUUAGUUUUAGACUCAUUAGCAAACAAUGAGAACAGUCUUAGCAGCUUUGGCCUUAGCAGCAAUGUUUAUUGCUUGCAAAGCCAAACCAGCGCCGGCAUUUGACUUUCUAACGGACUUUCUCACAGAUUGGAUCGACAAUAGUGAUUUUUUUGUCACAUCAGAUGAAUCCUACGAAUUAGGGAAUGCAUGGGAAAAGAGUGGUGAGUUUGAGGGAGAUAUUAUCAUGAGCCCAGAUAACAUCCGAAAUGGUCUAGUAAAUGAAGUCUUUUAUUGGCCAAACAAGACAUUAGUUUAUAAAGUGGACUCAGAUUCACUUGAUGAAAGGCAAAUUGGCAUGAUAGAUCGGGCAGUGGCAGAAUUCCAUAAAAAGACAUGCAUUCGGAUGCGGGAGAAAAAUUAUCACGACAAAGAUUAUGUGUUCAUAACAGGGAAAGGAGCCCACGGCUGUUCAUCCCAUGUGGGGCGGCAAGGAGGAAGACAACCUUUGUAUUUGAAGCCCAAUGAACUAGGAAAAGGCUGUUUCAAGAGAGGAACAAUUAUUCAUGAACUGCUCCAUGCUUUGGGAUUUUACCAUCAGCAAAGUGCACCAGAACGCGACCAGUAUGUGAAGAUAAUUUGGGAUAAUAUUCAACCAGGAAGAGAACAUAAUUUUAGGAAAUAUGACACAGAAUCUGUGUCUAAUUUCAAUGUGACCUAUGACUAUCAGAGUAUUAUGCACUACAGUGCAUAUGCCUUUUCCCAAAAUGAGAAGAAAACGAUAGUUCCACUGGAGAAUGGUGCAACAAUUGGUCAGAGAAAGACACUCAGUAAAAAGGACGUAGCAAAACUUCACUACAUGUACAAUUGCAAAACAACAUACACAGAGAAGCCUGAUUUAGGAAGUGCCCAUGGUCCUGACACUGAUACUGAUGAUACUGAUGAUAGUGAUGAUAUUGGUGAUAUUGAAACAAUAAUUGAGGACUAAAGGUUGUCUUGCAUACUAUACCCUACUGUAUCAUUGAUUCUUUGAAUAAACCUAUAGAAAU
Messenger RNA from Frankliniella occidentalis (western flower thrips), 1324 nucleotides. RefSeq names its product seminal metalloprotease 1-like. NCBI's taxonomy places the organism in Eukaryota, Metazoa, Arthropoda, Insecta, Thysanoptera, Thripidae. Gene Ontology annotation, biological process: proteolysis. The record is from RefSeq and is a predicted model, not a curated record. Bases 325 to 1263 code for a protein of 312 amino acids. Gene Ontology annotation, molecular function: metalloendopeptidase activity; zinc ion binding. The transcript has 7 exons.